Molecule: messenger RNA, 4026 nt
Organism: Eleginops maclovinus (Patagonian blennie)
Lineage: Eukaryota; Metazoa; Chordata; Actinopteri; Perciformes; Eleginopidae
Exons: 7
Coding region: 1231-3015 (594 amino acids)
Source: RefSeq, a predicted model, not a curated record
GCGUGAUGCAAAAUCAAGCCACCAUCCAGAAUUUCAUACAUUCCUGCUCACAAGCUGGAAUUUCAUUAUUCUGCAUUCAGCCGCUGAGGGAGACAACCUAAUUCAUACAAACAAUCUGGCAGCUGGAUACUACUGAUUACUGAGCUAGCAAGUUAAGCAUAUUAUUUAUUUUUCACAAUGUGCAGUGAAUGCUUGCUCUACCUAUUCUUGUGAUUAGAAACAGCCUUGGAUUGUUGUCUGGGUCUAGAGGGAUGAUUUCUGCAGCUGACAAAAGUUCUAACUUCAUAGAGAAUAAUAUUUUUCUCUAAAGCAACAAGAAAGGGCUGAUUGCCAUCAGGGAUCACCGUCAUUGACAACAUACUAGAAGAGACAGGACAUGGAUACGUUUUUUAAGCCUGUUCACAGCCCCUCUGGCCCUGAUGAGAUCAAGCCGCGGAGGCAUCACCACCACCAUCUCCCCCCUCACCACGAACCACACACCCAGUCACACAGGUACACAAGCGUUGAUGACACAGACAGAAACACGGAUGAAAGCCACGGGCACCAUCGUCACCAUCAACAUGGUCGCUAUCUCCAUGACAAUCCUCAUUAUAACUCCCACCAUCAUCAUCAUCAAGGCCGGCAGUUUCACCACAGCGAAGUGGAUGAGAUCCUGUACAACAACGAAACACCUGUAACUCCCUCUAGGGCCUCCUCUCUUCCCUGUCUUCAUCCUCUUCCUCCUCCUCUUUUUCCUCAUGGUACACAGAGGAAAAUGCAUAUGAUCCAUUCUCUCUUCGUCACCCUGAGCAGCCACAGCACUCCCUGUCCUGCUCCAACAUCUCAGAAGUGCGCAGAGGUUUUCGGGAGGACGAUGGCAAUGAGCCCAUUGUCUUUGCCACCAUCAAACACAGAAAUAACGGCAGUGUGUGUAGUGAGACACAUGGGAUUGCACAAAAGAGGGUAACGCGUGGUUUUCCUUGUCUGGAUAGGGGUCACAGUAGAAGUGAAGAAGGCCUCCUGCAGGGUAAUGAAAGUGAUCUUGGAGGAGAACAAUCCAGGGUACCACAAAAUAACUAUGGACCUCUGCAUAAGGCAGUUAGUUUGAACCGAAGCCUGGCUUUGAACGAGGAGGAAUUUCUGCUUGGUGUUGGAAGGGGACCCAAGAGAGCUGUGUCCUCCAGUCAGCUACCCAGCAAAGGCAUCCUAAAAAACAAGGAGCCCCAUACUGACAUCCGCAAGGCCAAGUCGAUGGAGGUGCUAUCACCAAGAGUUACCAAACAACCCAUUGGGCAGAAAGGGAAAGGAGGCACUCAAGUGGAGCACGCCAGGGCAACUUUUGUGAAGGAAAAGUUGCAAUUCUCAGCUUUUCUAGAUGAGAUUACAAAACAGGUCAUAAGCCCAUCGGCUCUCAAUAUCCUGGGUGUGAACAAGGAGAAAGCUACUGUGAAGACACCUGUCCCACCCCCGCAAUCACCUGGACCAGUCAAGCCCCAGCUCCCACCAAAGAAGCACAGAGGGAGUUUAGGGGAAGUGAGGGAGCAGAAACAGCACAACAACAGGACGGAAAGGGCCCCUCGCAGUGGCUCUCGGAAACAUUCGGACUGCUCCAAUCCUGAGAAACUGAUCUCAUAUGGGGAUAGGAACCACCAUGGCAGCCCCCCACCUCAUCCUUACCCCCGGUCUCCAAGCGUAAACUCUCACCACGAGAGCAGCCGUAAAGACAGGAGGCCCUCUCCCACUGGGGGCUCCGUGUCAGGGGACAGAUAUGGUCGAUGUGGGCCUCAGCUCACAGAUGGCACCUGCACCAGUCCUGAACCCAUCCAGCCCAAACAUCGCCAACACCGCAAACAGCUGCCCACCACCUCCCACAUUCAGUCCACCCAACAUUACCCCCAGCACCAGCCUCAUCCCGGCCUUGGGCACAGAGGGCUCAGCAGCCAGGGUGUGGGGCCAGCUCACGGAUCUGAGUCUUCAUCCUCCAAAUCUGAUUCUCCCAGGGGCAGAGACACGGCCUCCACCGCUACCAGCCACAGCUCAGAGCUGAGUGAGCGACACCAGUCACAGCAGCAUGCGGGGCCACCACUACCGCGCAGGGACACACUUUUUGAUGCCAGCCAUCUCCAGGCGCUGCAGGAGGAAAAUUCAGAUCUUCACCAGAACUUGGUGCAGACUGUGGUUUGCAUUGAGAGCCUGGAGGCAGAGCUGCAGAGGACCAGAGACGAGCUUGGCCUCGUCAAGGAGAAAUAUAAAAGCCUUCUAGAUACCCACACAGGGACCAAGCAGGCCAAUAACCUACUGGGGGAACACCUGCAUGUAGCGUCAGAGAGCCUGACCAGUGAAAGAAAGUACCUGCAGACCCGAGUGUCCCAGCUGAGCUCAGAGUUAGAGGAUGCCCACAGGACCAUCGCAGCCCUGGAGAACAUCAAUGUGCCGUGCUUGAUAAAGGAUUUAUUGGAGAAGCACUUUGGUUCAACUGAGGCCAUACAGAAGCUCCUGACCACCUCUGCUCCGAUCCACCAACCUGCUGCCUCCCUGCAGGCCGGGGGCCACCAAACACCUAAAGUGGAGGAGGCAGUCAAUGAUUGGUUGAUGAAAUCAGAGGCGGCUCCGAAGAGGGUCAGAGCCUUCAUACCAUUUAAACAGGGGGGGGCAACAACAGGAACUGAAAGCAGUGUUUCUGCUCAGCAGGAGUCCAGCCACAGCCCCCCUUUCUCUGUAGCUGACAUCAGCACUUCUAUCUAUAAUAAAAUGGCUGCCAGUUAUGCUGCUAGGCCACAGCCUCAAUAUCCUGAAAUCCAACAGCAGCUUGCUUUGGCCACUAACCACACUGACACCCCUCAGAACCUCCAGCAGGCCCAUGUGGGUGGGGACAGCUGGGGUGUUAAAGCAGGGGUAAAGGUAACGCUUUUGGAGCAGGACGUUGUGGAUGUGACUGCCGUGUCAGCCCAGCAGAUCCUGGAUGAUUUCCUGCAGCAGCUGCAGCUCCAUAAGGAGGCGGGAGGAGGGGAACAAAGAGGAAGAGUGGCAAAAUGAAAAUGCCAUCCAACAACAGGGCAGUGUUAAUAUAAAUGAUUGUGUUAUUGCAUUGAAAUAUGUAAGUCAUUGUUAUUAGAUAUAAGUCCCCAAAAUACAAAACAUCUGUUAUUUUUUGGCCUGUAUAAAGUGUACUUUUGAGGUAUACUUUGAUUGGUUUUAAUAACCAGAGGAAUAAGAAGGAAAGUCUUUGCACGAUUUCGAAGUACAACAUUAUUACCCAUAAUUUUUUGGCAAAAUAAAACCUUGGUAGUUCAAAUGCCAAAAUGUAGUUAAAAUGUGAACAUGCAGUAGUUGAGAAAAUAAACACACUAGAGAAACUUUUUCAUUUAAUAUAUUUCAAUUUAAAUGUUUUUUUAAAAUAAUGUAUUUACUGUGUAUUUCCAUAUCCUGUUGCCCUCUAAUUUUCCUCAAUUUAACAGAGAAUCUUUCAGUCAAAUCUUGUCUUCAGUGUCACUGUUGAGUUUCCAAAUAUACAUAAUAUAUAGUAAUUAUUUUUAAAAAGCCUGUCGUACAAUAACAAAAAGUUAUUUACUUCUAUUUUAAGCAAUAACCAUGGAGAAAUCCCUCUUGGAAUUUUACACUCAAAUGUUCACAUCUGUUAUUCCUUACUGUGACUGGAUAUUUGUUAAGAAAUAACUUUAGUAGGAAGGUGCCUGAUAUAAAGGUCAGAUCUAAAAAAUGCAGAUGGGCUGAUAUGAGGAUAAUGUUAUAACAUUAUUUAUGUGAACAUUUAAAUUAGUAUAAAAAUUAGUAAAUAUUUUUUGAAUUUGUAUAUAUGACACAUACAUGUACAAGCCUUUAACUCCUGCCACGAUAUGGGUUAAAUGUUAAUGUUAUCUAGUGGGUAGAACAUACGUGAGACACGUAGCGACACGUUCGUGUUAUUUUAAAUUAUAGAGGCCCUAUCCCUCAUCACUGUAAAUGUAACCCUAUGUAUUAUGCAGUUAUAUAUCUAGUCUACAUCACUGUAAUAUUUCUCUGUAUCCUCCUGGAUGUUCUACCAAUAAA